Messenger RNA from Mugil cephalus (flathead mullet), 1771 nucleotides. RefSeq names its product non-POU domain containing, octamer-binding (gene nono). The transcript has a single exon. Gene Ontology annotation, molecular function: RNA binding. The record is from RefSeq and is a predicted model, not a curated record. Bases 144 to 1472 code for a protein of 442 amino acids. Lineage: Eukaryota; Metazoa; Chordata; Actinopteri; Mugiliformes; Mugilidae. Gene Ontology annotation, cellular component: nucleus. Gene Ontology annotation, biological process: regulation of DNA-templated transcription.
CGAAAUUGCGGUCACAAUAGCGUCGCGGCAGCACGCAGCCUCGCCAUUUUAGCAGCUCUUUGUGCGCUGUCUGCUAAUAAUUUGUGUGGCUUUUUUUUUUUACCGAGCGCAUAGCCGACUCGUGUUUUUACUCCGUUGUGAAGAUGCAAGGAAACCGAGGCCACCAGCACAACCAUGGCCCCAACCGCCAGGGAGACCACAACAAGCCCGGCGGAGCUAACAGCAACGGGCAGCAGCCUGAACCCAGCGAGCAGGCCAAUCCCAACGAGGCCUUAACGCUGGACCCGCAGAGCUUCAGGAAGCCCGGGGAAAAAACCUUCACCCAGCGGAGCAGGCUGUUUGUAGGAAACCUGCCCACUGGGGUCACCGAGGAGGACCUAGAAAAGCUGUUUGCCAAGUAUGGAAAAGCCAGUGAAAUCUUCAUCAACAAAGAGAGAGGCUUCGGCUUCAUCCGACUGGAGACGAGGAUCAUAGCAGAGAUCGCCAGAGCCGAGCUGGAUGAUACUUCGUUCAGAGGCAGACCCAUACGAGUGAGGUUUGCAACACACGGUGCUGCCUUAACUGUGAAGAAUUUGCCAGAGUUUGUGUCCAACGAGCUCCUGGAGGAGGCCUUUGCCGUCUUUGGGCAGAUAGAAAGAGCUGUGGUCAUAGUGGAUGACCGGGGGAGGCCCACGGGGAAGGGGAUAGUGGAAUACACCUCGAAGCCGGCUGCAAGAAAGGCUUUGGAUAAAUGCAACGAUGGUGCCUAUCUUCUCACAGCUUUCCCUCGACCUGUGACCGUGGAGCCCAUGGAGCAGUGCGAUGAAGAGGAGGGGCUGUCAGAAAAGUUAAUAAACAAAAACCAGCAGUAUCACAAAGAGCGCGAGCAACCCCCGCGGUUUGCCCAGCCGGGCUCCUUCGAGUACGAGUACGCCAUGCGCUGGAAAGCCCUGAUGGAGAUGGAGAAGCAGCAGUACGAGAUGGUGGACCGCAACAUGAAGGAGGCCCAGGAGAAGCUGGAGGCCGAGAUGGAGGCGGCCAGACACGAGCACCAGGUGAUGCUGAUGAGGCAGGACCUGCUGAGGCGGCAGGAGGAGCUGAGGCGGAUGGAGGAGCUCCACAGUCAGGAGGUGCAGAAGAGGAAACAGGCCGAGCUCCGGCAGGAGGAGGAACGCCGCAGGAGAGAAGAGGAGAUGAGGAUGCGCAACGAGGAGAUGCUGAAGAGGCAGCAGGAGGGCUUCAGGGGCAACUUUCCCGAAAACAGGGAGCAAGAAAUGAGGAUGCACAUGGGCGGCCACGGGAUGCCCAUGAACAGAAACUCACUGGGUGGCAACUCUGGUCCUGCAGGUACCCCCGGCAUGCCCACUGAAAAUGCUCCCCUGAUGUCUGGGCCAGGGAACAACAACAACAUCCCUGGGGGAAACCCAGGCGGAUUCGCCAGAGGGCUCUCAGGGCCUGGAGACUAUGGACCUAAUAAGCAACGCCGAUUUUGAAUCACAUGUUUAUCUUUCCCUUUUUCAUACUUACUGUACUUUUGGGUUCCGGUUAUAAGGUUUAUGGACUUGGCCAACUGCAUGUGUUUUUCAUACCUUUUAAUUUGUACUUUUAUGUUUUAGUACUAAAAUGUCCCCAAUUGAGCCAUGUGUUUUACUUUAUUUCUCACGCUAAUGUAUUAUUUUUUUGGUUUGUUUUUUUUGGUUUGUUCGUUCUUUUCUAUAGAGAUAGAAAAUGUUUUUUCCCUGUUAACUUUUCUGGAAUAAAUUCAUGGUUCCCUAAGGAAACAAAAACUCAA